GAGCCAGAGGCAGAGAGAAAGACAAGGGGAGUAGAUGCAAGAUUGAAUUCAAGACUUCACUGAGAAGAAGAAGGGAACUGAAGGACAACUUGUGGGACUGCUAAAAUGAGAUUGAAAUUGACUCCAGCAAUCUGGCCCAGACUCUGAAUUCCUCACACUGACUCGUUCAUUCCCAAAACAAAUGCAGGAAGCUGGGCGAGAGAGAUCAGCACACCGCUCCGGAUAACAGGAGCCAGUACGGCAACAGACCGGUCAUGCGAGUCUCUGGAGAAGAAACCAGGAGGAUAACUGAAGACACCAGAGAAGAGCGACAGGGCAGAUAUCCUCCACAACAUCUCCAAGACCACCACAGAUGUCCGGGGAAGGAACGGUGAGGAAGACUCACAGAUACUUGUGUGGACGGGACGGAGGACUCCUGAGGAAAAGGGUCCUGACAGAUGCGGGGGUCCCUGCGCAGGGCCCUGGGGUCGGCCCGCAGGGGCUGCUUCUUCAGGUGGCUGGGGGUGAAGGUGUGUCGUAGGAGCGUGCUGCUUGUCGUUCUGGUCUGGCUAGUCUCCUGGCUUUUCCUCAACGGCUUGGUGUUCGUUCACAGAAACAUGUUCUCGGACUUUUGCACUGACGACAAGAGCAAACAGAUUCUUCAGAGGGUGUGUGACGAUUAUCAGCAGGGUGUGUUGACUGGCGAUCUUUGCGAAGACCUCUGUGUGGCCGGACAUGUGGAAUACAAACGGUGCCUUUAUUACGAGAACGGCAAAAAGGUCAUGUCCGCCAACUGGCGCGGCGUGCCUGUCGUUCUCAAGUCUAAGCUGGAAAACUUCUCCUCCUAUGAGGCUUUAGCUCUGCUAGAGUACCAGGAUGCGGCGGGGGGAACGGGAGUCGAAGAAGAGCUCUCACCUCUGGAUGUCGUCUUUUAUGCCACCCUGGAGAUCAAGAACUCUCUGGGCCUGGAGACAGAAACGAACAUGACUCUGCCCCGGCUGUGGGGCCAGAGGCUAAAGGAGAAAGAGCGGACUUACUCACGAGCUGAGCUGGCCUCGCUCUGGGCUCUUCUUCAACAAGAGGAGUAUAUUUUUCUUAGAGUACUGCAAGACUUAACCCACCAUGUGGCUAAGAUCUUGGGGUCUUGCGGUCACUUUUAUGCAGUGGAGUUUUUGGCUGCGGGACACGCGUGGGACCAACACAUCUUCUCUUUGGAGGAGUUGUCACUCAGCCCUUCACCGAGCCCCUGGAGCGGAGGGGAGAGGAUGUUAACAGCAAGAGAUAUGGUGCCCCGGGUAGCACUAAGCUUUCUGGAGAUGGUGGAGCAUUUUGAAAACGAUUUUACCCAUCGCUUACACCUCUGCGACAUCAAGCCGGAAAACUUUGCUAUCAGGAAGGACCUGACUGUGGUGGCAAUAGAUGUGGACAUGGCUUUUUUCGAGCCUAAAAUGCAAGACAUACUUGAGCAGAACUGCACCAGUGACAAUGACUGCAACUUCUUUGACUGCGUUUCAAAGUGUGACAAGAGUAAAAACAGAUGUGGGUCUAAACGCAAAAACAGCAACCUACAGGUGAUCUGUGAGAAGAUCUUCAGGUCUUGGUUUUCUCCCACGCUUCUUGGCGCAAAAGCAGGGCUCCCCCUACAGGUAGAGCUGCAGCGAGCCGUGCAAGAAUGCGCCGAAACGGACGGCGGGGAGGAUGCGGGCCGAAGGCGGGCGGUGAGACAGCAGCUGCAGGGCCUCCUCACGGAGCUCAUCGAGGAGGAUACGGAAAGCCGAGGUGAAGGCCGGGAACACAAGAUGAGACGUGUCCACACCUCACUUAACUUUUGAGGGGGUGUUUUGGAUAGCUAUACAAGAUGUGCAAUGCUGGAGAUCUUUUCUGAUGACUGGAUUGUCUAAAGUCUGGACUACAUUCCUACAGCUUUUAAAACAAUCUUAAUUUUUCACAUCGGCUUUAGAGAUGUAUGUCACUUAUAUUAAGAGUGUAGAAAUACCUCUUACUGCUCUCAAGGAUACUAAAGAUCAUCUCAGAUAAUAAUAAUAUCAGUUUUAUUUGCUGGAGAGAAAUUGUUUAACUGUAUAUUUGUAUAAGCAUUUCAAUAAAUCAUGGUUUAGUCACGA
Molecule: messenger RNA, 2102 nt
Organism: Paramisgurnus dabryanus
Lineage: Eukaryota; Metazoa; Chordata; Actinopteri; Cypriniformes; Cobitidae
Gene: dipk1c
Product: divergent protein kinase domain 1C
Source: RefSeq, a predicted model, not a curated record